AUGUCUACUGGCGUUAUUAGGAUCAAGGAAAACAUGCUGUUUAAAAUUUACAACACUGGUGCUCGUUUCACCGGCAGGGACAAAUACAUGGAUUUUCAAGCUACAAUCCUUGGAGGACAAGAAACGGGCGUCAACGAGUACCCUUCGAUGGCGGGGCUGGUAAAUCUGAACCCUUUCAUCAUAAUUUGCGGGGCUAGCAUAAUCUCUGAAUUUUUCGUGUUGACCGCCGGUCAUUGCGUCUACAAUAGAGAUCGCAACACGUUUUCGGUUUUAGUGGGCGGGCACAACAUCACUUCAGCGAGAAACGGAGCGAAUUUCCGUCCCAAAGGGACGGUUUCCGACCCCGUUUUACCCGGAUCUGACAUCGUUUCCGCCAUUUUCCGGAAAAAAGUUCUUUCGGGGGCGGUAACUCCGCCCCCCGAGGUCGGGGGCGGUUCCGCUCCCGGCGCCGAAAUCGCGGCCGCCCCCUCCGCCGACACGCCAAGUUUCAUCCCGAUCGGAGCGGCCGUUCCCUAG
Cylas formicarius (sweet potato weevil) is the source of this 516-nucleotide messenger RNA. RefSeq names its product clotting factor G beta subunit-like. Gene Ontology annotation, biological process: proteolysis. Lineage: Eukaryota; Metazoa; Arthropoda; Insecta; Coleoptera; Brentidae. Bases 1 to 516 code for a protein of 171 amino acids. The record is from RefSeq and is a predicted model, not a curated record. The transcript has 3 exons. Gene Ontology annotation, molecular function: serine-type endopeptidase activity.